Messenger RNA from Danio rerio (zebrafish), 4607 nucleotides. Lineage: Eukaryota; Metazoa; Chordata; Actinopteri; Cypriniformes; Danionidae. The record is from RefSeq and is a predicted model, not a curated record.
UGGGCUGCACAUUAGAUUUCCUGCUGGACCCACGAGCUGGUGCACUUUUAUAUUUAGCAGAGCUCGAGUUUCCAGAAGCCCAUUCACUGUCAGCAGACUAACAGAGGCACAACGAAUAUCUCUCUCUCCAGGCUACAAGACGACUCACGCGUGUGUGUUUAUGUCCUUGUGUGUGUGAGACAGAGAGAUGGCAAGUGUCGAAACGCCUAAAUGCGAAUUAAGAGCCGAAUGGUGACCUUCUUGGGGAGAAAAGGGCUGGUGAGAAAAUAAUUUCCAAAUGCAUCUUGCAAUGAUUGACAGAAUAAUGAAAAUGAUAUUUGCUGAUACAAGCAAUCGAGCAAUGUGAUCUUAUCAUACCUGAUGUGCGUACCUCGAUGACACGACAGAUUGCAAAAUUGCAUUUUUGUCAAAGGAAAAAGGGGCAGAGACAUUAUAAAGGAAGUCUUUAAUAGCGAAAGAGGAAGAAGAUUGAUUUGACUUCCAGCAGUCUUGAGAUCUAGCAAGUUUGAACUUCAGAAAUGCUCUGUUCUUCCUUGAAAAAUGACCUAUUACUGGAAGAUAUGCCUCCACCCUUUUGUGUAUAUUAGAAAUCUGUGAUGGCUCCGCCCCAUUUUUGCAAGUUCAUACUGCAGGAAAUUAUAUCAUAUAUAUAUUUGUCAGUACAGCUGUGAAGGAAACUCAACUGCUGACUUCUUUCUUCAAGACAGCCAGUUGUAAUGGAUGCAGAAGACCUUUUCAAAUGUCAUCAGAUUGCAUUUCCGUUGUGGAAUAUUUAUUUUGGGCUCUAAUGGAAUUUCCAGAGCAGAUGUAGAAGACUUGAGAACAGAGAGUUGGAAAUAUCUUGAGCUUCGCUUAUGCGUGAUGAAACUUGUCUUCGAGGAAACUGUCAGUAGACUCUCAUUAAACAGGUGAUGUAUGAAGGUCUUUUAGUGAUGGCGAUGACGACACCACCUGAAAUCCUAAUUGCUGAGCCCAUUUCAAUUCCAAUUCUGAACAUUCUCCCGCCGUCGUCCGAUACGGAGUCAUGGUCGCGCUCUCCAAGCCCACGUGCGCAUCGGUACCGCUCACGCAGCCGAGAGAAAAGGAAAGCCAAGGCACAGCAAGAGGACAAAUCAGGAGCAAAGCAUUGUGAUAAACGGAAAGGUGAACUCGAAAGAAGCCCAUCACAUGCAUCUGCAUCCUCUUCAAUGGUUUGUAAUGUUGAUGAUGAAGAGCAGGGUAACCCCUGCGUGCUUCUGCUACCCCCGUCCCGCUCAUGGUCACGGAGCUCCUCCCUAAGCAGGCGCUCUCGCUGGUCUAUCCGUAGCCUUCUCAACAAGGACUCAGACUGUGACAGCAGCAGUACAGCCAGUAACUCUCCACGCAGCACACCCGGCAGCUCGCCCUCCUUACGCCGGCGUGUGUUGGGAGGCAGAGCCAGUGAAGGAGAGACGGCGGGAGAAAAAAGCGGUGGCGGUUCAGACAGCCCUCUGCCUCCCACUCCAUCCUCAUCCACCUCCUCCUACCCCCUCGCUGCACGUCACUUCACCCGCAAUGCCAAGAAAAUGCAGAGCUGGUAUAAUGUUCUCAGCCCUACAUACAAACAGAGGAACGAAGACUUCCGUAAACUCUUUAAAAAGCUGCCCGAUACAGAGCGUCUCAUAGUGGAUUACUCAUGUGCACUUCAGAAGGACAUUCUACUCCAGGGUCGUCUCUACCUGUCAGAGAACUGGCUCUGCUUUUAUAGUAAUAUCUUCCGAUGGGAGACUACGAUAACCAUACUUCUGAAAGACGUGACCAAUCUGACCAAGGAGAAGACGGCCAAGCUCAUCCCGAACGCCAUCCAGAUCAGCACUGAAAACGAGAAGCACUUCUUCACGUCAUUUGGGGCAAGGGAUCGCAGCUACAUGAUGAUCUUCAGACUAUGGCAGAACGCACUAAUGGAUAAGACUCUGUCUCCUAAGGAACUGUGGCACAUCGUUCACCAGUGUUACGGCACUGAGCUCGGCCUGACCAGUGAAGAUGAUGACUACGUCUCCCCUACUGCUGAACAUAUGAACGGCCUGCUGCCCGGAGAGGAGCCGGUCUCCGUCACUGACCUGCUGGAUCUGGGAUCAGUGCCGGUGGCUCCAGCGAGCUCCUCUCCACCCUCAUCUGCCUCAGUUCUUCCAUGCGCUUCAGGAUCUUCUCCACCAUCUUCCUCGUCCUCCUCUCAGCCUGUGGAGGUGCCGUCUAUUCGGGCCAGCAUUGACCCAGAGCCCAGUCCACCCAGUUCCCAGAGCUCACUGCCCCCGGUCACAAACACUGGAGCUGUCCCGGCCUCAGUAAUUUUAAAAGAAGGCGGGGACAGCCAGUCAGAAUCAGCCAAUCACUCACUUCAGUCUCCUCCCUCGAUCCCACACAACCUGGGAAACCUCUCAUCAUUGGAUAUGACCAAUGAUGAGGACCUCCCAACUGACCCAAGCAAUUCCUCUGACACUCAGGAAGAGAGUGAGGUGGAGUCCUUCUGUGCGGACCUCAACGGCCGAUUACAUAUUAAUACAGUCGUUCGCAUGGGUGUGGACAAACUCCACGAUCUUCUGUUCUCAGACACACACUUCAUACAGCACCUCUUCUCACAGCGUCACUUCACUGAUCUGUCAGUGCACGAGUGGCAGCAGGACAGCAGCAGCGGGAGCAGCAGUAGAGUUCUGAGUUACACCAUCGCCAUCAACAACCCGCUCGGCCCCAAAACUGCCCCUGUGGUGGAAACACAGACUCUCCAUAAGAGCAGCUCCCGGAGCGAGUGUUACGUGGUGGACUCGGAGGUCAUCACCUCAGGCAUCCCAUACCAGGACUACUUCUACACUGUACACAGAUACUGCCUGACCUCCGUCAACAAGCACAAGAGCCGCCUCAGGGUCUCGUCUGAUAUCUGCUACAGGAAGCAGCCCUGGAGUCUCGUCAAAGCGCUUAUAGAGAAGAACACUUGGAGCGGCAUUGAGGAGUAUUACAGACACUUGGAGAUGGAGGUGUGUAAGCUGGAGACGCUCUUGCAGACGGAGGUUACUGUAGUAAGUGCUGGUGAAAUGCCCUCGCCAGACUCCACCAAGACGCCUCCCGGCCUGCGCAGGCGCAAGCGCACCUGUCCCCGACGAGCAGGAGAGCGGGACAGAGACAGAGAGGCAGCUGGAGGAGGAGAACGGGGAGACAGAAUCACAGAUGAACGGGACAGGAGGGAAGCCGGUGGUCAAUAUAUGAAAUUAGGAGAGAGGUGGCGUGCUGGAGGUGGCAGCAACAACAACAGCAUUUCAACCAUCCUGCUCAUCGUCAGCUUCAUGAUCUGUGUCAGUUUGGUGGUUCUGGUGGCUCUGAACAUGAUGCUGUUUUACAAACUGUGGGCGCUGGAGCGGGCCGCACAUACGCUGGAGACCUGGCACUCAUACUCUUUAACUGACAGUCCUCUUCCUCAGUCAGCUGGAGAGUGGGCUCAGGUCCUGCAGCUCCAGAGGCAGUUUCAUCAGGCCCAGAUGAACAAGUGGCAGCAGAUCUUACAGUCGUCUGUCACACUUCUGGAUCAGAUGAAGCAGUCUCUGGAGAAGCUCCACAGAGGAAUGAUUCCUCCUGAGGGGCAGCAGGAGUCUGAUCCCGAACCGGACACACUGGCGGAUCAGUGACCCGCAAAACACACACAUCACACACAGGAGACGGUGCUCAACUCGGUCGGGUAUCCAGGAGCAGAUACAGGACUGUAUAAAACCCACACACCAUCAACAUGAACAUCAUGAACUCUGGGUCUGAAGCAAUAACACACACAUGGGAGCAUCGGUCACUGCAUCAUGUACUGCGUGUCUCAGCUGAACUUGUAGAAAUCUGCAAUUGAUUGUGGACCUUUUAAAAGAUGUGGAAAAGAGGGAAACGUCUUUCUCUUCUUCUGGAGGACUCGAAUCAACCUCCAAUCUGCUAGGAGACGUCAUUUCACUUCACAACAGAUAUGUUUUUAUGUUUUCCUGCGAGAGAAUUGACCGCUUUUUCUCGCAUCUUGUUUUUGUUUGUCAGAGCGGUUACUGAACUUGUUCAAAAGCGUGUCAGACCAUUACAGUAUUUAUUGAACAGACUUGAACUAUACACGUGUGUUUCUGCUCGAACAAGGACCAAUGUAGAGUUUGGUGGAGCGACUGGUUUUAAAAUCAGUUCCCAUUUUAGCAAUAAUCACAUGGACAAAUUGUAAAGACAAUUAGAAGUUGAGUUUAAAGAAAGAAGUGGAAUGGACAACUGUUACUUACUUGAGGUAGAGAGAAUCAGAGUGAUGAUUGUUAUUAUCCUCCCUAAUGUUUUUAGUUAUUAUUUCUGUUUUUAAACCCUGUGUAUUUAUGAUUGACCGGUGAGAGGAGCAAGUUUGUGUCGCUGAGGUGUUGGGGAACUUGAGUUUUACUGGAAUCAAACUUGAAUUGUUCACAGUUACUGUUAAGCCCAAAGUUACUUCAGUUUUUACUAUUACACAAGGAUCUAUAGCAGUAAAUGGGGGUGAGUUUUAUCAUCGGAGCAGUAUCUGCGUACUGUACAUGCACUGCCCAAUUUUAAUGUUUAUGCGCAAUUUAUGCACAUGCUUUGAAUUGAUAUUCAUGCUUUGAACUUGUUUUGCACUA